UUGCUUGACAUCUGUGUGUGACUUUGGGGCAGAACCCGGGUUUUCCGAAUCCAAAUCCAAACCCUAACGUGCUUACUCAGUUACUGGCGAUUUCUGUGCGAAAUGGGGCUCAGCGAAACCUGGCCCUUUGGGUACAGAAGCUUGGCUAUGUAGAUUCAAAGAGAACCCUAAUUUUCGACGGCACUGUGAAGGUAAGUGCACUCCAAUAUUGAGGAAAGCUAUACCAAGCAAUUAUGUUGUUCCCCAAAGAAUUUGAUAAUUUGUGUGAUGAUGGGUUUGAGGGUUCUACCAAUGAGCAUCAGAUUUUUUCAGAGGUGUUCUUUGGAAGUGAUGAAAGCAAAAAGAGGUGUCUUGUUACUGGAGUUAACAAUUUUGAAUGUGACUACAGUAAGCAAAUCAACACCUCAUGUUGCUUCUACAAUGAAAAUUCAGCAUUGAUGGUGCGUGAGAAUUCUUAUGGUACCAUAGAGGAGUCUGCAGGGAAAACAGAAGAAAAGAAAGAGUUUUCUAACGGCAGGCCUUAUAUAGUCAGAGGUUUAAACUCGGUGGCUUCCUCAGAUGGUAUUGUUAGAGUUAUACCCCCACAAACAACUUUGGCUCACUCUCACACUGUGACUUCUCAUGUAGUUGAAUCAACUAGCCAGGGGGUCACCUCUUGUUUCUAUCUUCAGAAGGGGCAUCAUGAGCCGGACAGAGGACAUGGAGUGGGUGAAAGUGAUGACUUAAAACUGAAAUCGUAUCACUUGAAUGGUAAUGAUGGAAAGAAUGCCUGUAAAACAAUAACCUCACCUGCUUCUCAGGAGAGCCAUGUGACCAAGUUGUUGGCAGGCAAUUCUCCACUUGUUGCAAAAAAUUCAAGGGUUGUUCGAUCAGCCAAAUCAAAAUGGAAGGAUUCCUGCUUUGUGGAACUAGAUGAAGCAGAAUUGUCUAUGAUUAAAGAUACUCCAAAUGAUCCUCGUCCUAUUCUGCGUUACCAUAUCAAUCGCUUACUAAGAGCGGCUGGAUGGGUAAUUGGGAGGCGUAAAAGGAGUAGUAAAUAUAAUGGUAUUGGAGAAUAUGUUUACAGGUCACCUGAAGGAAGGCCUAUUCGGGAAUUUCGUAGAGCUUGGCUAUUUUGUGGUGAGAGUUUGUUCACUGAUGAAAAUAGUGUCAUACCGGAAGAGGAGUCUAAGGUGUGGGCUGACAUGAAUCAGUUUAGGUCUGACCUAUUUAGUAUGGUUGCAGAGAUUGAAGAGAAACUGGUUAACUUGGAAACAACUUCAUCGCUGGCUACUUUAUGGUAUCUUCUUGAUCCUUUUGCAAAUGUUGUUUUCAUUGAUAAAUCAAUACGCUGUCUUAAAGAAGGGAAAACAGUCAUAGCAAACAGAACUUUUGCCAGAUAUGUAGAGGCUGUAGAAAACCAGCUUAAUGAGAGAAGUAUGAAAUUUCUUCCCUGUAGCCCUUCUCUUAUUGAAGAUAGUGUGCUUGAGAAUGAUCAGUGUAUAAAAAAAGAGUUCUGUGUUGAUGAAAGUUCCCUGGACUUCAAACAGUCACAAGGAGGGGAAGGCAACUGUGGUAACGGUUUACCAUCUCCUGAUAAAAGGUCCAUGCCCUUACUGGACACCUUCAAUGGGCCACCUCCUAAAUAUAGGAAAAUCUCAGGGAGUGACACUGGUGUUUCAGAUCUAAGUUCCUUGCCAACUUGUGGAUCUGAUAGUACCUCUGAGCUGGCUGGUAGUUCCUUGUUUGAUGUUCCUGUCAGUUUGGGAAAUACACCAACUUUGACAAGAACAUCUGAGACAGUUGGUAAUAAUCAAGAUAGCAGCACUAGUUCCCUAGUAUAUCUUGAGGAAGAAGUAAAAGGCUUUGAUUUGAAGAUUGCCAAUCAGCUGAGUUCUAUGUUGCAGGAGACUGUGGCUUUUGAUUCAAAUUGUUCAAAUGAUGAUCUGGUGGACAUUCAAUGUAUAGAAACAAGGACCAAAGGCUUAUCUUAUGCUGCAAGCUCUGUAUCUAAAAAGAAAGCCCAGAAGAAAUCAAGAAAAAUAUCUGAAAUGAAACUGUCAAAUUUGUAUCAACAUGACAAAGUAGUAUCUAAUAAGAAUGGAUUCUGUGAAGCCAAUGAAAAGGGAAUCCACAACAAAAUUGGAUCAAUGAAAUUUAAGAAAUUUCGUCCAGAGGAUGAUGAUCUUUUGAUUUCAGCUAUCAUAAAAAAUAAAGCCUUCAAAUCUUCAAAAAAGAGGCCUUUUGGAAAAUCCAAACCUCUAAGGAAAAGGAAGAGCCAGAAAGGCAGAUGCAAGUUACUCCUGCGAAGCCUUAAUAGGGGUGGAAAGCACUUCAUUGAGGGAAAGUGGCCUGCCUUUGCUUUAAGAACAGUAUUGUCCUGGUUAAUUCAUUCUGGGGCAGUUUCUCUUAACGAAGUGAUCCAGUACCGUAACCUAAAAGACAAUUCUGUGGUGAAAGAUGGCUUUAUUACUAGAGAUGGGAUAUUGUGCAAGUGCUGUGACGAAGUAUUAUCCAUCUCCACAUUCAAAAGUCAUGCUGGUUUCAAGUUGAAUAGGCCCUGUUUGAAUCUUUUCUUGGAAUCUGAUAAGCCGUUCACAUUAUGUCAGCUUGAGGCUUGGUCAGCUGAAUACAAGGCUAAGAAAACCACUCCUCGAACAGUACAAGUUGAUGAGAUGGAUCAAAAUGAUGAUAGUUGUGGGCGUUGUGGUGAUGGUGGUGAGCUGAUAUGUUGUGAUAACUGUCCAUCUACAUUUCAUCAAGCAUGCUUGUAUGCGCAGGAACUUCCUGAAGGCAGUUGGUAUUGUCCGCAUUGUACAUGCCAGAUUUGUGGGGAUGUGGUUAAAGAUAAUGAGGCAACCAGUUCUGCAUCCUCUGGUGCAUUAAAAUGUGCCCAGUGUGAACAUAAAUAUCAUGAGGCAUGCUUGAAGGAGAAGGGCAGAGAAGGUGGAGAGGCAUCUGAGACCUGGUUCUGUGGGGAAAGAUGUCAGGAGGUAUACUCAGGUCUACAGUCUCGCAUUGGGCUCACAAAUUUUCUCUCCGAUGGCCUCUGUUGGACACUUCUGAGGUGUAUUCCUGGUGACCAGAAAGUUCAUUCUGCACAGCGAUUUGUUGCUUUGAUAGCAGAGUGCAACUCCAAGUUAGCCGUUGCUCUUACAAUCAUGGAGGAAUGCUUUCUUCCAAUGGUGGAUCCUAGAACCGGUGUAGACAUGAUACCCCAAGUAAUCUACAACUGGGGAUCACAAUUUUCACGUCUAAAUUAUUACGGAUUUUACACUGUAGUCUUGGAGAAAGACGAUGUGUUGAUAUGCGUAGCUUCAAUCAGGAUCCACGGGGCUACGGUUGCAGAGAUGCCCCUCAUUGCAACUUGCAGCAAAUAUCGCCGCCAGGGAAUGUGCCGCCGCCUAAUGAAUUCUCUAGAGGAGAUGCUAAAAUCUUUCAAGGUUGAGAAGCUCGUAGUAUCUGCAAUUCCCAGUUUAGUGGAGACAUGGACAGUAGGUUUUGGUUUCGAACCCUUGGAAGAUAGCGAGAAGCGGAGCUUGAGCAACAUCAACCUCAUGGUGUUUCCCGGAACUGUAUGGUUGAAGAAGUGUUUGUAUGAAAAUGGACAACAAAGCUCGUUUCCAUCUAAACCUGUUGAUCCAGCCGAGUCCAGACCUUCCUGUGAAAAUGACCAUACAACCGAGGCUCAUCAACUAUUCCAACAGAACUCGUCUCCUUAUGAUGAAACCGCUGCCAAAGAAACCAGGAACUCUGACAGUGUGAACUUGCAACCGAGGGAUGAAACAGUUUGUGGCGUAGAAGCUCCAGAACCCAGAAAAGAUUCUAACGAGGACUCAUUCCUUCCAACUGUACACCAUAACUCUGUGGAUGACAGAAGCUGUGGUGAGAGCUCUAAGCUCUCAAGCAAGGAAUCGACUUCAUCAUUGACAGGCAGCGAAGCUGAAGUAGUUUGUAGCGUAAAAGCUCAAGACCGCGAAGAAUUCUUUCAAGUGCAGCCCUCCCCCACCCCUGCCCCCGCCCUACAACACACUGACCCGGGAAUGGAAAUCAGACUCCCCCACCACGAAAAUUUGCAACUGAGCAAAGAACACGGUGGCGGUGAUCACUUCACACAACUCCCCGGUGCAGAUGCAGAUGUAGUGCCCUUUUUUGUUGGAAACCAACAUGAAAUUGGAGGUUGUAGUGUACAAGUAGUAGAUAUGUUAGAUGAUAGACAAUUUUGUGUAGAUGAACAGUCAAGGAGAAUCCAUGGAAUGCAAGUGAACCAAAAAUGAUUCUUUUCAAACUAUUACUCUUCAUUUAUAUAUAGCUUUUUGCUUCCAUUUUCAUGA
This is a messenger RNA of Ipomoea nil (Japanese morning glory), 4313 nucleotides long. RefSeq names its product increased DNA methylation 1-like. Lineage: Eukaryota; Viridiplantae; Streptophyta; Magnoliopsida; Solanales; Convolvulaceae. The coding region runs from base 234 to 4256 and encodes 1340 amino acids. The record is from RefSeq and is a predicted model, not a curated record. The transcript is spliced from 8 exons. Gene Ontology annotation, molecular function: acyltransferase activity, transferring groups other than amino-acyl groups.